This is a messenger RNA of Tribolium madens (black flour beetle), 699 nucleotides long. Its product is annotated as ubiquitin-conjugating enzyme E2 N-like. NCBI's taxonomy places the organism in Eukaryota, Metazoa, Arthropoda, Insecta, Coleoptera, Tenebrionidae. The transcript has 2 exons. The record is from RefSeq and is a predicted model, not a curated record. The coding region runs from base 163 to 618 and encodes 151 amino acids.
CUCCAGUAUUUUUCCCCAAGUGAGUCCCUCCCAGCCCCCAAGCCCUUUUAACCUCAAAUUCAAACGAUAGUAGGUUUUGGGGUUAGAGGUUGGUACCGCGAGCAAAAUUCUAAAAUUGACACCUGUCACAAUGUCGAAACUCCAGUAAUUCCCCCCCAAAUCAUGGCAAACGGCUCAACCCGCCGCAUUCUCGUUGAAACGAAAAACCUGGCCAAAGACCCUCCCCCGGGUAUUAGCGCCAUCCCCGACGACGACAAUUGCCGUUACUUCCACAUUGUCAUGGCUGGGCCUCAGGGAUCCCCCUACGAAGGCGGUCUCUUCCGCCUCGAGCUUUUCCUCCCCGAAAACUACCCCCUAUCGCCCCCAAACGUCCGAUUCCUCACCAAAAUCUACCACCCCAAUAUCGACAAACUGGGGCGCAUUUGUCUGGAUAUUCUGAAAGAGCAGUGGUCACCGGCCUUGCAAGUCCGGACUGUUUUGCUCUCGAUUCAAGCCUUGCUCAGCAGCCCCAAUCCCGACGACCCCUUGGCCAACGACGUGGCCUACACGUGGAAAACGAGGACCAGUGAAGCCAUCAUCAGGGCCAAGGACUGGACCAGGAUUUAUGCAAUGGAGUGACUUUUUUAUAUUCAGACAUUUUUAGUGUUGUUUCUGAUUAUUUCAUUUGGGGAAGGCUGAAAUAUAGCGAAGCUGAAGUAA